Messenger RNA from Macrobrachium nipponense, 1154 nucleotides. RefSeq names its product enhancer of split m7 protein-like. The transcript has a single exon. Gene Ontology annotation, biological process: regulation of transcription by RNA polymerase II; regulation of neurogenesis; anterior/posterior pattern specification. Gene Ontology annotation, molecular function: DNA-binding transcription factor activity, RNA polymerase II-specific; protein dimerization activity; RNA polymerase II cis-regulatory region sequence-specific DNA binding. Bases 194 to 853 code for a protein of 219 amino acids. NCBI's taxonomy places the organism in Eukaryota, Metazoa, Arthropoda, Malacostraca, Decapoda, Palaemonidae. The record is from RefSeq and is a predicted model, not a curated record. Gene Ontology annotation, cellular component: nucleus.
GACGACGCGAACCACAGCAUACUCAUUCCGAUACUCGUCGAGGUUAGAUCCUCCACAUCCUCCUCCAUCGGUAGCAAACAAACAUUAGACCGACGUCGAAGAGGAAAGCGAGAGAGAUAUUGUCUCGAAGUGAAAGCGAUAUAUUUUUUUUACCAAGUCCCACCAACGGCAACGUGUGUUUAUAUCCGUCAAAAUGGCUUGUGAAUUGGAGCCCGUGUCCCGCACUUACCAGUACAGGAAGGUGAUGAAGCCCAUGCUCGAGAGGAAGCGAAGGGCGCGCAUCAACAAGUGCCUCGACGAACUCAAGGACCUGAUGAUCGCCGCCCUCCAGGCCGAGGGCGAAUCCAUCGCCAAGCUGGAGAAGGCCGACGUCCUGGAGCUGACAGUGACCCACCUGAAGAAGCUGCAGCGUCGCAACCAGCUGGCCAUCCGCCCCAUCCCUUCAGACCAGGACAAGUUCCGUGAGGGCUACAGCCGCUGCGCCUCCGAAGUCUCCCGAUGCCUGGCCUCCGUCCAGGGCGUCGACGUCACCCUCGGCACUAAACUCAUGACUCACCUGGGCCUGUCCCUCACCAACUACGAGAAGAGAGCGCCCCUGACUAUCCUGGUCCCCCAGGCCGAACCUUCCCCCGCCCUUUCGUCAGCAUCCAGUGGGUAUUCCUCCGCCUCGGACAUAUCCCCAGUUCCCUCCACCUCCUCCAGCGGCCGGAGCAGCACGUCCCCAGCUACUAGCAGCUCCCCCUCCUCCAGCAGUAGAGCCCCCAGCAGCAGCAACAGCAGCUCGCCAUCACCACGCCCCCAGGGUCUCCUCACCAUAGCUGCGCCCUCCGGUCCCAUGUGGCGCCCUUGGUAACCAUUCAUCUGCGAGUUCAACCAUAGAAGCAGCGCCUUCCGCCCAAUCGUUCGUCAGGGACACGCCCAAGGACCCUGACGUCACGGACGAGCCGCCAAUGAGGAAGAGCUGUUUCCCCUGUCUUCUGUGAUAGCCCCGCCCCCCCGGGGGAUCUGCUGUGAUAGCCUCCCAGGCGUUGUGAUAAUUCCCACUGUGAUAUUGUUCAGAUUAUCUCAUUUUUAUAUUAUAUAAUAUAAUCACCAGUCCAUACUUCAUCAUCAUUACCAGAGAUAUAUAUAUAAAUAAAAAUCACUUGAACUUA